This is a messenger RNA of Suillus fuscotomentosus, 642 nucleotides long. RefSeq lists its product as uncharacterized. NCBI's taxonomy places the organism in Eukaryota, Fungi, Basidiomycota, Agaricomycetes, Boletales, Suillaceae. The record is from RefSeq and is a predicted model, not a curated record. The coding region runs from base 1 to 642 and encodes 213 amino acids. The transcript has a single exon.
AUGUUCGAAGAUGACUUAGAUAUCGAUCAGGAAUUCGAAACCUCACAACCUGCUGCCAAGUAUGAUUGUCCACCCUCACGGGCCUCACCUACUCUGGGCGACAAUGAGUAUUUUGAUCGCGAGGCAGACACUGAUAUCAUCAUGGGCAUGGAUGAGGAUCCUGUUGACAGAGACUUUUAUGUUGACGAGGAUGUUUGUGUUGACGGAGACCCCAUCCUUCGACAGAAUUUUGGCAUGCAUCAAAGCAACGGAGAAUACCCUUCCCGACCUGAUUCCCCUCCUCUACACUUUCCAGCAUCUGAUGAUGAGUCUCUCGACAAUCAAAGUAUACUUUCUCUCGAUCUCGGCACUUCUGCUAUCACACAUGACGAGCAUCACGAAUGGGUUAGUACAGGUGAAGAUAUUGAGGGAGGUGACGAGCACGUUUGGGACCCAGAGGUGGAUCCUGAAUACUUAUCAAACGAUGCUGUCCUCGAGGAUGGCCUUGCACAAGAAGACCAGAGCGAGCUGGAGGAUAUCCUCCCACAUGCAUUAUCAGAACAUCCAGCUCUUCUCAAUGGUUACUUGACUGUGUUUGUCAAUGCUGCAUACCGACAUGCAACACAUGCAGACUCCAUCUGGAAAAAGCAAUUCGGGUCGUAG